This is a messenger RNA of Sclerotinia sclerotiorum 1980 UF-70, 1602 nucleotides long. RefSeq lists its product as hypothetical. The record is from RefSeq and is a predicted model, not a curated record. NCBI's taxonomy places the organism in Eukaryota, Fungi, Ascomycota, Leotiomycetes, Helotiales, Sclerotiniaceae. Bases 1 to 1602 code for a protein of 533 amino acids. The transcript has 4 exons. Gene Ontology annotation, biological process: ribophagy; protein deubiquitination. Gene Ontology annotation, cellular component: cytosol; ribonucleoprotein complex; Ubp3-Bre5 deubiquitination complex. Gene Ontology annotation, molecular function: mRNA binding.
AUGGCAACCAAUGGUACCUUCAAUCAACAAGAUCAAUACAAGACAACCGCCACCGAACAGUACCCAGCUACUUCAGGUGCCACUGGCUCUUCAAGCGGAGGUGCUUCUGGUGGAGAUCUCUCCAAGGAUGAGGUUGGAUGGUACUUUGUUGAGCAGUAUUACACUACUCUAAGCAAGUCUCCAGAAAAGCUCCACCUCUUCUAUGGAAAGAAAUCUCAAUUCGUUUCUGGUCUUGAGGGAGCUCAAGCUCCAGUAUCCGUCGGCCGAGCUGGUAUCCAAGAACGUAUCCGCGACCUCGAUUUCCAAGACUGCAAAGUUCGUGUCACCAAUGUCGAUUCCCAAUCUUCCUUUGACAACAUUGUCAUCCAAGUUAUUGGUGAAACAUCCAACAAGUCUGCCGAGCCCAAGAAAUUCGUCCAAACCUUUGUUUUAGCUCAACAGCCUACCGGAUAUUUCGUUCUCAACGACGUUUUCAGAUACAUCAAUGAGGAGGUUGAAGAAGAGCAAGUUGAAGCUGCUGAGGUCAAGGAGGAGUCUGCGCCCGCGCAAAUAGUCGAUGAUGUUGAAAUGCCUGCUGCACCGGCUGCUGUCGAGGAGUCCGCAGCUCCAGAAACUACUUUGGACGCUGAUGUGGUUGACAAGAAGUUGGAAGAGACCAUCGAGACCGAGCCUGCUACCGUCGAACCAACUACAAAUGGAGAGUCAGCUGAAGCUACUACUACAGAAGUUGAGGAAAAGCCAGAAGAGCCAAAGGUUGAGGAGAAAGUUCCUACACCAGAGGAAAUUGAGAAGGCUGUUGACGAGGAAGUGAAGGAACCAGAAAAGCCAAAGGACCCAGUUCCAACUCCAGAACUCUCUAGACAACCUUCUGCCACCAAACCCGCUCCAAUCCAGCCAGCUACCCCAGCUAAGCCAUUGAGUUGGGCAGCUCGCAUUGCAGCUUCAGCUGGCUCAGCACCAAAACCUGCUGUUCCAGUUGUGCAACCAAAGGCUGCCGCUCCAGCUGCACAAAAACCCGCUGCCACUCAACCAGCUAAGCAACCAACUACCCCUGCAACCACCGCUGCUACUCCAGCAGCUGAGAAGAAGGAAAACUCACCAACAGGCUCUGCUGGAUGGCAAACUGCUGGAGGUGAUGCCAAGCGACAAAACAGACCACAAUCAAUCUCCCAACAGCCAACAGAAGAUAAGGGAACUUUGGGAUAUGUUCGUAAUGUCAACGCUUCAGUCAAGGAUGAAGAAUUGCGCUCAGUUUUGAGCUCUUUUGGCGAGUUGGUCUACUUUGACAUCAACCGUGCUAAGAACUGCGCUUUUGUCGAAUAUGCCAAUGCCGCUGGUUACCAAGCAGCAGCUCAGGCCAAUCCUCAUAAGAUUGGUGAAGAAACCAUCUAUGUUGAGCCACGCCGACCAAAGUCUACUGCAUACGGUGGUAAUGGUUACUCUGGUGCUGCACGUGGUGGAAUGAACCAACGUCCCCGUGGUGGAUUCGAACAAGGUCGUCCUGGCAAUCAACCUGGCCGUGGUAACUUUGGAGCAAACCGUGGACGUGGAGGUGCCAAUGGACCAAGAGGAGGUCGUAGUGGUGCCGGUCAAACAGCUUAA